ACAGGUUGUUGCAGCAACUUGUUCAGUGAAAUGUAGGUGGAGCUUUUUCCUUCAGCGCCUGUCUGGAUCACAAAGCUGCUUGCUGUCUUUGUCUUUCUUCCUUUCUCUUUUUCACACACACACACAUAUACACACACACACUUUUCAUAAACCUUUAUUAAACUACUGUUUUUCCCAGGCUGCUGAAGCAAAUAGUAGGAAGACUUUUUUGCUUAUCUGUCAAACCACUAAAGAAGACCCAAACAAGAUGGUUCAGUAUGGUCUGGACUAUACACGCUGCAGAUGGAUCAUGCCUCUUCUUCUGGGCUUAGCAAUGAUCUUUGGUAUCAUUGCACUGGUUGGUUGGGGCUGGGUAAACUCAGAAACCCGACCGUUUGUGCAACAAGGCUCGUUAUGGAGAUUAUGUACCGAACGAGAAGAAUGGGAAUGCAUAUCGCUCAUGGAUUUUGGUAAGAAUCACAGUGGUAAAGACUAUGAUCCAAUGAUCGUGAUUAGUCUACUCAAGCUUUAUAUCUAUCUAUCAUCUAUCUAUCUAUCUAUCUAUCUAUCUAUCUAUCUAUCAUCUAUCUAUCAUCUUUCUUUCUUUCUUUCUUUCUUUCUUUCUUUCUUUCUUUCUUUCUUUCUUUCUCUAUCAUCUAUCUAAUUUAUCAUCUCCUAUUUGAAAGGAGAGCUUAGAGAAGAAAGUAAUUACCUUUCAUUGGUAAAUAUGUGUAAUGUUUUCUUCUUAUUCUGAACUUGAGUGCUUCUGCUCACUUUGACCAAUAUCUCCUAAACUUUUCUUCAAAAUAUAAAUGUUCAGAAAUUAUUUUUAAGAAUGGAUUUUAGCAAUUAUGACAAGGAGUGAUCUUGAAAUGCUAGAAUGAGGCAAAAUCCAGUUACAUAAAUGAGUAAUCUUCCCUCAGGCUUUCAAGGAGCGAUUUUAUAUCCAUGACAUAGAACAAGUGCUGACAAUAUAAGCAAAGUUUGGUUAACAGCUUCCUUUUUAUCUUCCCUGGACUUUCCACCAUGACAAGAAAUAGCUUUGGGUAGACAUGGAGAUGUCAUCAGGCAGAGAAUCCAUAAAAGAAAGCAUACUGUAAAGAACUGUUGUGUGGAACUGAGCUUUGCAUAUUCAGAAGAAUCAUGUGAUAGAGCCUGUGUUGCACUGUGUGGGGAAAGCAUAAUAUUAAUGAAUAGGAAGGAAAUCUAUUUGGACAAAUGGUGUAAUGUAUAUCCAAACCGUCACUUUGGGUAAUUUUCUAUUUAGCAAAUCUAUAUCUACAGUAGAAUAACUUUGGUCUACUCUAAGAUGUCAUUCCUCAUCUCUUUCUUAAGAUAUGCCCUGGGAUGAAGGCCUCCCUUAAGCAUCUUCUUAAUACGGACUCCCUGUUUCCCAUAUAACACCAAUUUUGAAAUCCAUAUGACUUCCUUCUGCUUCCUCUUGUGAUUCACAAGAGAUUAUGUUGGGUUAAUCAGCAAUUGCAAUAAUUGUCAGGAUGAAAAAAAUGUUAAAAUAGGAAGUGAAAAUCUGGGUUGUGGGCUGGGUCAAUUUAUGAGCUGGUCAUAAUAUGUAAAAAUGCAAAACUACUAGUAAAAAGUAAGUGCUCACCGUUUUGGUCAAUUGACACACAGCACCACACCUCCCUGGUGGAUAUGUUAAUUCUUAGUGUUCUCCUGUCAAGUUUGGGAACUGAUUUUAGGACUCAAUGAUCAAAAUACUUCUGUUUCUUCCUCACCCUUUAAAUAAGAAAUGUGAAUUUGGCUUUAUAAGUAUUCCUUUGUGGUUUGUAUGUAAUGUUUCAGCCAUUCUUAAGCAUGUACAGUUAUAUUAAAUAAAUGUGAAACUCUCUCUGCUAGGUGGUAAAAGAUGGGGACGUUACUUUAAGGCUGUAAUCCCUAUACAUACUUACCUGAAAGCAAAAUUUAGAAUUAUGUUUUAUGUUUUAAAAUUCAUUCUUUUCCCUGAGGAAUUCUCGGCACUGCAGUUUGUUGUUGGUAAACUACAGCGCAUUGCAAAUCUGUGAUUGGUAAACUACAGUGCCCAGAAUUCUUUGAGGGAAAGAAUGUGCUUUGAAUGUGCUUUAAAGGUAUAGUGUGUACAUUAGUCUGAUACAGAUUCUUCCAUAUUUUUGUUUGGCUUUGAGCCAAAUGCCAUUAUACAUCUGUGGGGAGCCUGUGGCCAUGUUAGAUGUUGUUGGACUUCCAUGAUCCCCAGCCAACAUGGCCAAUGGUCAAGCAUGAUGAGCGAGGUAGUCCAGCAACGCAGUACCACAGGUUCCCCACCAUGCCAUAAAAGAUGGAUGGAGAGUUAGAUAAAGAUCUCUGGGUUGCAUCUUGUCUCCCUAGGCUUUUCUCCCCCAAAAGACUGCCUUUCCCCCAUUCUCCUUCUUAGAACAAUUGACCAGCAUUGGCUGGCUGACAAUAUGAGAAAAACCUUGCAGAACUUGAGAUGCUUUGCAGGCCUAAAGUUUCCAAAUAUGUUAGAAAUAAUUUCUAUAUUGUUUAUUUUUUCAUUAUUUUGUUCCAAAAUAACACCAGCAUUUUAAUCAAGCUAUGCAAAUACACAUAUAUGAUACAGUAAGACUUCAAUAGUAUUUAGUCAAUUAACUGGUUAGUUUAAUAGACUAAAACCAUUUUGAUCAAUUAAAAAGGUGCCCCUGAUCAAUUGGCUGGUAUAUUUUACAUAUUUCUAUUUUGUGUGCAUGUUUCUGUGUGUGUCUUAGCAAAACUGCAAACUGCAACUCCUAUUUUUAAAAAGACAUUCCCUCUCAAGUGCUAGGGAAUGGGGAAUGCCUCUUGUAAGAUUAUGCCUGUUGGGACACCAACAAUUCCCAUAGAAAGUAUAAUAGAUUGAGAGAGACAGAGAGAGUCAAUUUCAGUUGACUGUGUUGUUCAAUUUAAAAAGCCAGUGGGAUCAUUAAACAGCAGUAAUGCAGUUCUAUAUACCUAUUUACCCACCUACUCUAUAUGCUCAGGCACAUAAUAUAAUGGGCAUAACAGUUUGCCUCAAAAACUUUAAAUACCUGAAUUAAAAUCAGUGUGUGUGUGUGUGUGUGUGUUUUAAAUACUCAUUUCAGUAGCAGAUGUUCUGCAACAUUACACAUUGAGUCUCAAGUUUUUAAGAUCCUGACUGAUUUAGUAUUGAUUUCAUCUACAUGAAGGUAUAUGAAAAUCCCAAGGCGACUCUUUAAAAUAUUUAUUUAUUCAUUCAUUCCCGACUGACACCCAAAGACUAGAGGCAGAUGUGUACUCUGGAUUGCUAUCUCCCUGACACUUUGGGGUUAUUCCUGCCUCCCCUAUUCCCUUCAUCUUCUACACACAGUGUGUUAAUGUGACAGGAUAUUAUUACGGCUGAAGACAUACAACAGUUCUUAAGACAACCAAGAGUCAUUUGAGCCAAGCUUUGCUUGUCUGACAGUCACCUCUGGACAAAUAAGUUUUUGAAACAAUACCAUAACCUGGCAAUCCAGCUUAACAGAGGGAAAAGUAGUUUGGAAGAAAAAAACUAAUAUCUAUCACCAGACUUAUGUUAAAAGCCCAGUUCAUACAAAAAGGGGAGGACACACAUCAUCUUUAACUGUUACAUAUACUCAGUGGUUUCCCGCCCCUGGGGGUACGCAGGGGUACGCAUACCCCUAAACAUUUUGUGAAUCUAAAUUUAGCCUCAUUGAGGGGUAGUAUUUCAAUAUGAGUAGGAAAAUGAGAGUACCCUCAAACAUUUUUUUUAGGGGGAAAAAAGCACUGCAUAUACUUGUACGGCUAUCUUGGAAUAACAGAGAGCAAAAUGCAGCUAACUUUUAUUUUUCUUUUCAGCCUGGGGUAAGGCUGCAGCGGCCACUUUCUUUGUUGGAUUUGUAAUCAUAGUGAUCUGUUUUGCCCUGGCCAUCAUUGCAUUUGCCAUCCCGACGCUUCGCUUCAACUUCAUCAGAGGCAUCGGAGGCCUGUGUUUUGUUGCGGGUAAGGCUGUGUUUUCGGUGCAAAGGGUGGAUGCCUGGCUUUGGUCUGGAGAGAGUAGUUGCUUCUUUAGCUGUAGGGAAAGAGCAACAGACCUUCUUAAAGUGCACAAUGAAUCAGGAGCGUCCUUUUGCAUAGUUGCAGUGGGUGUGGUGGUGCAGAGUGGCAUGAAUUCACAAAGAUGCAGCUCAAUAAUAAUUACAGAAUCACAUGACAAAAUAGUUAACUGCCUAUAUAUAUAUAUAUAUAUACACAUAUAUAUACACACAUAUAUAUGAUGCCUUAGGAAUUGAUGCCUCCAAAACCAGGCCAUUUUACGUCUUUAUAGCUUUAUCAUCACUGUCCUCAUGGGUGGUCUGCUCCAUAAUCUCCAACCACCCAAUCUUCUCUCUGCUACCUUCUUUAAGAGUAGGGAUGGGGAACCUGGAACUCUCCAUUUAAACUCCAGUUCCUAUGAGCUGUAACUAGCCAUUAUUUUGGAUGGGAAUUCCAAACGUAGGAUGCUGCCACAAGUAACAACAACAACGACAACAGCAAUUUAUUUAUACCUCACCCAUCUGGCUGGGUUUCCCCAGCCACUCUGGGCGGCUUCCAGCAAAAUAUUAAAAUACAAUAAUUCAUCAAAUAUUAAAAGCUUCCCUAAACAGGGCUGCCUUCAGAUGUCUUCUCAAAGUCAGAUAGUUGUUUAUUUCCUUGAUGAGAGGGUGUUCCACAGGGCGGGCACCACUACUGAGAAGGCCCUCUGCCUGGUUCUCUGUAACUUCACUUCUGGCAGUGAGGGAACCAGAAGAAGACCCUCGGUGCUGGACCUCAGUGUCCAGGCUGAACGAUGGGGGUGGAGACGCUCCUUCAGGUAUAUUGGGCUGAAGCCAUUUAGGGAAGCCCCUUUCUUGCAUUGCCACCAACCAAAUCUUAGACAGGGAAGAGGUUCUUACGGGAGGUUCCCAUGGGAGGGGACUGCCUUUCAGAUACCCCGGUUGCAAACCUUUUAGGGCUUUAUAGAGAAGAACCACCAUCUUGGACUGAACCUGGAAACGAAUUGAAAGCAAGUGCAGUUGAUAUAAGAACAGCAUAAUAUGGUCUGAAUGCAGAACGAAUGCAGAAAUUUAUUGGAUGCUGUCUCUUGCACCAGCUGCAGUUUCUGAACACUCUUUUAGGGCAACCUUGUGUAGAGUGCAUUGCACUAACCUGCUCUUAAUUCAUGAUGAGAAGGAAUUAUAUUGUUUCUGUUUUCACCACCACUCAUUUUUACUUAAAGUGUUUUUUCUUUCUUUCUCACAGCUGUAUUCUCUCUCAUGGGCCUUGUCAUCUACGCUGUAAUGGUCUCAAAAUAUUUACGUGAAAAUUACCCAGGAAAUAUAAGGAAUGAGCUCAGCUGGUCCUAUGGCUUUGGGUGGACCAUGUGUCUUAUGGGUAUAGGUUUGGGAUUCUUCCUUUGCUGCCUCCCCCUGUAUGAAGAUCAUAUUUUGGGAAAUGUCAAACCUUAUUAUGCAUAACUUCUAGGAAGAGCAACAGAGUCAUGUUAUUGAUUUCCUAAACUUUUGCAUGCCGGUUAUGUGCAGACUAAAAUAUCCCUCAGCCUCCACCACCACCUUAGCCAAACAUUGAAGCAGUAGAGGGGCUUAAGAGCUUUUUAAAACACAUUGAAAAAUAUGCCAAAGUGUUAAAAACAAUACGUUAUUCCUAUUUUCCUUUUUGGUUUGAUGUAGAAUAGUUAGAUUUUUAAAUAAACCUUUUUGGUUCCUAGGAAGAACCAAAAAUUUUUACCUUUCCUGUUUAAUGGGCAGGUUAUAGUGUAAAUGCCUUUCUGUGGCAGAGUAGACCAAUCAAGCAUUCACUAAUCAACUGGUGUGAUUGAAGACUUACAUAUUAAAUUGUGCAUACUUAAAUGAAUCUGAUCUGUUCCUAUUGAAAGGGAAUUUGGUUCCCAUUGUGGUUGAGAACAGUCCACAUACAUCCUUUUGUUUUAACCAGUGGAUUUUUAAUAAUUUGUGGAAGAAGAAAUUGUCAGUGGUAGCAUUAUUUAGCGAAGGUAACCUGGCAACUUAAUGGAAAUCCUAAGAAUUGAAAUACUGAAAUGUUUGUUUUAGUUGCUUAAUAUGUUAAUUGAAACUGGAUGAGUUUUAUCAGUUGAUUCUCUGGCAUCUACAGUCCUUCAGGUGUUCCUAUAUUGCAGGAAAAAAAUUCCCUCAUGAGGUAUCCAAAUUCUGCUGGUGUUUGCUACUCAUGCCACCAGAAAUGAAAUUUUAAGCACAUGAAAAUAUAUUUAAAUUCAUUGAUCUCCAUUUCUGGAAUUUCACCUGCCUACUUGUGUGUUGCGAAUACGCUGUGUAAGCCAUAAUGGGAGAAAUGGCUGCAGACAAAAUGGCACGAGUCAACUCAUGCUCUUUCAUAAGACAGAAGCAAAGCUAUGCAAGGUAACCAUUUGCUAAUAUUCCUACUGUGCUUUUGUAUUAAUCUCUUUUCGUUUAUACAUUUGCUUUAUAAUCACAUAGCUAUCCUCAGUGGUCAGUACUUGGAGGUGGGGAGAAAGUGGCAAAAGUCCUUAUUAUGAUAUUUUCACUGAGGUAAUUAUUUUGUAAUAUAUUUGUAAUUCUGCACAACAAUUGGUGAGAAGUAGCACAAUCCCUCUUUAUUAUAGAACUGGUGCUGCAGGGAGGAAAAGCCUAGUAGGUACUGAAUUGGAAACUGCCUCACAAGGAACAGACCGUUUGAUAGCUAGUUCCUUUAUAUCAUGGAUGCCUGCAGGAAUUCUUUUUUUUGGGGGGGAGGGGAGAUGGAAAAAAUAAAACCCACCCACCUGUUGAUGCAUUGUUACUGCUGUUUUCCCUUUCCCCCAUCAUUUAUCCUGACCAUCUUACAGGCUAAUGCUAUGCUUAUUAAGCAUGUAUAGAAUUGUAGCCUUAGAUAUUCUAAGCCUCACUGGCAGGAACUAUGUCACUACUAAGUUCUGUAUAUUAUACAGUAUAAUGUGUUAGUUAAGUGUUAAACCAACUGUAAUUGUGGUUUGAAUAGUUGAAUUCCAACCCAAGUACACUGUUCUGACAUAAUUUAACUGCAUGUUAAAGAUUAUAUUGUAUAUUUAAAGCUGAUUAAUAAAAAGUUGCUGUCUCCC
This is a messenger RNA of Podarcis lilfordi (Lilford's wall lizard), 7048 nucleotides long. NCBI's taxonomy places the organism in Eukaryota, Metazoa, Chordata, Lepidosauria, Squamata, Lacertidae. The record is from the annotation of a GenBank genome assembly.